UAAUAAAUAGAAUGUGGAAAUUAAAGGAAAUAUUUUGUGCAGUUUUUAAAAUUAUAGAAAAUUGGUUGCAGAAAUCACAGGACAAAUUUCGUAUCUCUUGUUUAAUGCAAAGAAACAUAAUUGCUCAUACAAGCAAAAACGAACCCUACAAAUGUUUUCUUUGACUCCAAUAACUAUAAAAAUAAAAUAAAAAUUUAUCAAUAUUUACAACUAAAUGUUAUUAUUUGAUGAGAGUAAAUAUAAAGUAAGCCUGCAUAGAAAGAAUAAAUAGAUAUUUAAACGAAUGCCACUGGGCGUGAAACCCGAGUGCGUAAAAUGUGGCAGCAAGGAGACCCCGUUGUGGCAUACAACGGCGGUCGGUAACGUAUGUAAUUAUUGUCUUGAAAACAAGCAGUCAAAUAUAUCUGAACAACGAAACAAUAAUAAUAAUGACGAUAACCAACAACUGGAGAAGUUGGUAAAGCCUGCACGCAAAAGUACACGCGUUACCAGAUACAAUGGCAAGGUUAAUAAGACUCUUAGUCAACCACACAAUGUUAAGAAUAUACUUAAGGGAAAAGGUCGCAGACACAUAUUUAAAAAGAUGCCAAUAAAAUCUCCAUUAGCCACAGCAACACCAGUGACUACUAGUUAUGUUUUUUAUAAAGGCUCUUAUUUUCAAAUUGGUGAUAUAGUAUCAAUGCAAGAUAUUGAUGGAGGUAUAUAUUAUGCUCAAAUUCGUGGUUUACUUACCGAUCAAUAUUGUGAAAAAAGUGCAGCAAUUACAUGGCUCUUACCUACUGCAACUAGCCCACCUCCAGAAGAUGGAUUUAGUCCAGAAACAUAUAUCAUUGGUCCAGAAGAAGAUUUACCACGCAAAUUGGAAUACAUGGAAUUCGUUAUGCAUGCACCAUCAGAUUAUUAUAAAUUAAAAAACAGCCCUUACCCUCCCAUACUCACCGAAGGAGGAACAGGCUAUAUUUGGACAUCACUUAGAAAUGAAACUAAUGUGAAAAAAUAAUUCCAGUGAUGUUUAAUUUUGUAAAUGUCGAUUUUAAAGUGUAUGCAAGCAAUAGUCUGUGAUCUUAACAUAACUGUAUUAGCAUUAGUAAUUGUUUACCAUUUCGUUUUAGAUAUUUGAAAAAAUGUCAUCAAAAAGAAUAUUAAUAUAAAUACUAAUAUGGAUUAGCUAAU
Molecule: messenger RNA, 1173 nt
Organism: Ceratosolen solmsi marchali
Lineage: Eukaryota; Metazoa; Arthropoda; Insecta; Hymenoptera; Agaonidae
Product: GATA zinc finger domain-containing protein 1
Exons: 3
Coding region: 284-1000 (238 amino acids)
Biological process (GO): regulation of DNA-templated transcription; chromatin organization
Cellular component (GO): nucleus
Molecular function (GO): sequence-specific DNA binding
Source: RefSeq, a predicted model, not a curated record